This is a messenger RNA of Leishmania braziliensis MHOM/BR/75/M2904, 243 nucleotides long. RefSeq lists its product as hypothetical. Bases 1 to 243 code for a protein of 80 amino acids. The record is from RefSeq and is a predicted model, not a curated record. Lineage: Eukaryota; Euglenozoa; Kinetoplastea; Trypanosomatida; Trypanosomatidae. The transcript has a single exon.
AUGGAGGAGUUCCACUACGAAGAAGUGCAGCUGUCGGAGAUGACACUGGAGGACGGUGUGCUGCGCUUCCCCUGCCCCUGCGGCGACUUGUUCGAACUUCUUCUGGAGGACUUCUUCGCUGGCAACGAUGUGGCGCAGUGCCCCACCUGCUCUCUCACAAUCAAGGUACUCUUCACCAACGAAGAGAAGAGCUCCUUCCUGGCACAGAACAAGGUCGAUGCAGUUUGUGCCGUAGCGGCGUAG